This is a messenger RNA of Meira miltonrushii, 642 nucleotides long. RefSeq lists its product as uncharacterized. The transcript has 2 exons. NCBI's taxonomy places the organism in Eukaryota, Fungi, Basidiomycota, Exobasidiomycetes, Exobasidiales, Brachybasidiaceae. The record is from RefSeq and is a predicted model, not a curated record. The coding region runs from base 1 to 642 and encodes 213 amino acids.
AUGGCAGUCGAACAGUCCAGAGAUACAACAGAUCAAAACACUGCUGGUCCUCAGAGUGCUCUUGAAGCACUGAAAGCUUUCAAAGAAGUACAAGAAAGAAGGAUUGCUCAUUGGAAAGAAUAUGAUGAAGCACUAGAACAUUACGAGAGAACAAAUUUAAAUGCAGAAACUAGAGACGAUGCUGAUGAAGAGGAAGAAACGACAUCCACCUCUCAAACACAGCAAGUACCACAUCGAUGCGGUCCUCAACCUGGUUCGCAUAGCUCAAACGGAACAUCAGCAUCACAUAAUGAUCACUAUCAUUCUGUCGCACUUCCGAUGACUGACGAGAUUUUCAGUAAGAUUCUUUCUUUAGUCACUUCUGGUUUGUUGGAUUGUUCACAUUCAGCACGUACGAUUGAAACAGAACUGAGGACGGCGCUGCAAAGACCUGAUCUUGCACGAAUGGUUGGUCAAGUACAAGAUCAUGAGAAUUCAGUAUUGAGAAAGAUCGUUGAAAGAGAUCAAACUAAGAGAAUAGCCAAAUUGGAAGGAAGAGAUUUGAAUGAUGCCAUUCAAUUCUCAAACCAGCAGAUCAAUCAGGCAAGAGAACGUAUUCAAGAAAGCAUGGAAGAUAUUGCUGCCGAAAUGGCUGAAUUGUAA